CGCGAGUAAGGUGCACAGCUAGCUGCCGCCUCUCCUCGUGGGACAGGCCCCGGGCGGAGACUCCUGGCAUCCCGGGGAUCAGCAGGGAGCGCAGGAGCGCCACCGCGGUGGAGAGGGAUCCAGGGGUAUACUGCAGACCUCCAAAUGUUGGAUGCUGAGAUUCAGCAGAGAAUGAGCCCCCCAGCCUCCAUUCAUCCAUAAGCCACUCUUCCCACCGGCUCUACCACCAUCCAUUGUCCUCAUGUCUACCUUACUCCUUAAUCUGGAUUUUGGGGAACCUCCUCCCAAAAAGGCAUUGGAAGGAAAUGCCAAGCACCGAAAUUUUGUCAAAAAGCGGCGGCUCUUGGAACGGAGAGGCUUUCUGAAAAAAAAGAACCAGCCCCCUAGCAAGACACCUAAGUUACACUCAGAACCUCCAAAGAAAGGGGAAACAACUCGGGUGGAUGGUACUUGGAAGACCUCUCCCCUUGCAGAAAAGAAGAAGACCGCUGCUGCCAAUAGUGGGUCAGAGCAGUGCCUGGACAAGAAAGCCACAGUGUCUUGGCUGACCCCUGCCCCUUCAAAGAAGACUGAUUCUCUUACAGCUAAAGUAGAUUUGCUGGGAGAGUUCCAGAGUGCCCUUCCGAAGGUCAAGAGCCGUCCAGCCCGUCCCAAGAAGAAGGCCCCCCAGAAAAAGCCACCUCAGAACUCGACUGAGAAGAAUGCCCCCCAGAAGUCCACCCAAGCUCAUUCAGAGAAUAAGAGCUCUGGAGCAUCCCAGAAAUUGCCGACUAAGAUGGUGGCCAUCGACUGUGAGAUGGUGGGCACAGGACCCAAGGGGCACGUGAGCUCCUUGGCUCGAUGUAGCAUCGUCAGCUAUGACGGAGAUGUGCUCUAUGAUGAGUACGUCCGGCCCCCCUGCCACAUCGUGGACUACCGGACCAGGUGGAGUGGUAUCCGGAAGCAGCACAUGGUGAAUGCUACCCCCUUCAAGAUUGCUCGCAGCCAGAUCCUGAAGAUACUCACAGGGAAGAUCGUGGUGGGGCACGCCAUCCACAACGACUACAAAGCCCUCCAGUACUUUCACCCCAAGUCCCUCACCCGCGACACCUCCCACAUUCCCAUCCUUAACCGAAAAGCCGACUGCCCCGAGAAUGCCACCAUGUCUCUGAAGCCAUUUUUUUUCCGGGAUAUCCAGACUGGCAAAAGUGGACAUUCCUCUGUGGAAGACGCCCAGGCCACUAUGGAGCUGUACAAGUUGGUUGAAGUGGAAUGGGAACAGCACCUGGCCCAGAAUCCCCCGAAAGACUAGCAGCAGUGAUAAGGACUCUGGUGAUACGGGAAGGCAGAGGCGGCUCCCGGGAGAAGCAGGCAGUGGACCAGUGGAUGGCUCAGCCAGCUCCACACUUGUGGAAGCUCCAAUUGCUAGGGGGAGAGAGGCUCUGCCCAGCUCUAAUAUCCACUGAAAUUGCACCUGAGCUAUUGUGUCCUGUGUCUGGUUAAGUGUCCUACAGCUGGAAGGCCGCCUAUACCGUGUACCUCUGUAGUGGUGCUAGCCUCUGGCCCCAGGGUGCUUCGUAGCAGUCAAGCUUUUUGACUGUCAAGAGGCAUACUGGAAAACAGAGUCCCAAACUGCCUCGUCACCAGGGUGGCCGGAUA
Messenger RNA from Tupaia belangeri chinensis (Chinese tree shrew), 1638 nucleotides. RefSeq names its product interferon stimulated exonuclease gene 20 like 2 (gene ISG20L2). Gene Ontology annotation, cellular component: nucleus. Bases 242 to 1291 code for a protein of 349 amino acids. Gene Ontology annotation, molecular function: 3'-5'-RNA exonuclease activity; nucleic acid binding. The transcript has 4 exons. NCBI's taxonomy places the organism in Eukaryota, Metazoa, Chordata, Mammalia, Scandentia, Tupaiidae. The record is from RefSeq and is a predicted model, not a curated record.